AUGUGUAUAACAUUAUCUCUUUCAUCUAAACCUUGCAUCGGAGUCUGCAAUGGAAGCUUACAGUCGCCGAAAUCCAUGGUCACAACGGCACGAACUGAAGUGAUCACUGCUCCAAAGAGACCAAACACCUUCCCCGGAUUGACAAAGCAAGGCAUUUCUGACAUCGAUUUACGAGUCCAAGAAGUUGUCCGAAGGCAAUCUUGGACUAACAGCUUAGUUGGCGAAGUCAACUGUAGAAAACCGCGGUUCGAACCUAUGUUCAUCGAUGACGCUUAUGACAAGUGUAGGAACAUUUGUGCGGAAUAUGCAAAGACUUUCUAUCUAGGCACCUUGUUGAUGACAAAGGAGCGACAGAAGGCCAUAUGGGCAAUUUAUGUUUGGUGCAGGAGGACUGAUGAACUGGUCGACGGCCUGAAUGCGGAGUACAUGAGUCCGGCAGUACUCGAAAGGUGGGAAGAGAGACUGCAAGACAUCUUCGAGGGACGCCCCUAUGACAUGCUCGAUGCUGCACUAUCCGACACUGUUUGCAACUUUCCCUUGGACACUAAGCCUUUCAGGGACAUGAUUGAGGGCAUGAGAAUGGAUACAAGAAAAUCUCGGUAUGAGAGUUUCCAAGAGCUUUACCUUUACUGCUAUUAUGUAGCAGGCACUGUUGGCUUAAUGAGUGUUCCAGUAAUGGGAAUCGCACCAGAAUCCUCUGCUUCGGCUUAUACUAUAUAUAACGCAGCACUCUACUUGGGCAUUGGAAAUCAGUUAACAAACAUUCUUCGAGAUGUAGGGGAAGAUGCUUUGAGGGGAAGAGUUUAUCUUCCACAAGAUGAGCUUGCACAGUUCGGGUUAACCGACAAGGAUGUCUUCUCCAGAAAGGUAACCGAUGCCUGGAGAGAUUUCAUGAAAGAGCAAAUUAUUAGGGCAAGAUCCUUUUUCAAUCUAGCUGAGGAAGGAGCUUCCCAACUUGACAAGGACAGCCGCUGGCCGGUUUGGUCGUCCUUGAUGUUGUAUCGCAAGAUUUUGGAUGCAAUUGAGGAUAACGAUUAUGAUAACUUGACCAAACGAGCCUAUGUUGGAAGGACUAAGAAACUUCUCACAUUACCCUUAGCAUACACUAGAGCUUUGUCCAAACCUAGUUUGUACCUUCGUUAGAAAAUAAAAAAGUUUUUUUUUUUUGGUGGAUAUAUUAGAUAUCGUUAAAUAUGAUAUUAAAGAAAAUAAAUAUGAUAUAAAAAAGAGAGAACUAAUUGAAACUUAAUUGUAACCUAUAAUGAUUUAAAACAGGAAAUAAUAUGUUUUAUUUACUUGUUAAAUAAAUUGGGAGGCGAAUAGAGUUUCUUUGUAAACUUAAACUAUUAUCCCUAUAAUAUAAUGCAUUUAUCAUUGGACCA
Molecule: messenger RNA, 1382 nt
Organism: Gossypium raimondii (Peruvian cotton)
Lineage: Eukaryota; Viridiplantae; Streptophyta; Magnoliopsida; Malvales; Malvaceae
Product: phytoene synthase 2, chloroplastic
Exons: 6
Coding region: 1-1143 (380 amino acids)
Biological process (GO): carotenoid biosynthetic process
Molecular function (GO): geranylgeranyl diphosphate synthase activity
Source: RefSeq, a predicted model, not a curated record